UUGGUCUAUUUGCAAUCGCAAAGUUUAGUUAGCUAUCGUAAUACGACAGCUCGAGUCGUAGACAGACAGGCAAAAGCCCGUGGUCGAGACCUAAAGCUCUCGCAGACGUUGAGCUAGCUAAGCGCGCAGUGAACCCCGCGUUCAGGCAUCACCCAGGAAACCAGUAACCCAGUGGAGUGUAUCGAAAUGGCUGUCGCUGCUGCCCAGAAGAACCGCGAGAUGUUCGCCAUCAAGAAGUCCUACAGCAUCGAGAACGGCUACCCAUCACGCCGUCGCUCGCUGGUAGACGACGCCAGGUUCGAGACGCUGGUUGUCAAACAGACCAAGCAAAGUGUUCUUGAAGAGGCUCGUGCCCGCGCCAAUGACUCUGGCUUGGACUCCGAUUUCAUCCAAGAUGAUGUUCUACUUGGCACCAACGAUAAAUCCCCAACUGUGGAGGACGGCACUCAGCAAGAUGAUACGAAGAACGGCCAUCUUGCUGAUGCUGACAUCGGGGACGACGCUAAUAAAGAUGGCGAUUAUACUCUGACUGAGGAAGAAGUGAUUCUGCAAAACGCAGCUAGCGAAUCCCCAGAAGCAGAGCAAGCCAUCCAGCAAGCCGCCCUGUUGCUGCGCAUGCGUGACGGCAUGGGCUCCUUGGCGCGCAUCCUCAAAACCAUCGACAACUACAAGGGCUCCGUCGUGCACCUCGAGACUCGCCCGUCUCAACUCACCGGCGUCCAGUUUGACGCGCUCGUCAAAGUCAGCAUGACCCGAGUCAACCUUCUGCAGCUCAUCAGAUCUCUCCGACAGUCCACCGCCUUCGCCGGCGUCAACCUCGUCUCCGAGAACAACGUUUCCUCCAAAACCCCCUGGUUCCCGCGUCACGCUUCCGAUCUCGACAACUGCAACCAUCUCAUGACCAAAUACGAGCCCGAGCUCGACAUGAACCACCCCGGCUUCGCCGAUAAGCAAUACAGAGAGCGCAGGAAGCAGAUCGCCGAGAUCGCGUUCGCAUACAAGUACAACGACCCCAUCCCGUUCAUCACGUACACGGAGGCGGAGAAUGGCACCUGGAUGCGAGUAUUUAACACCGUGCUCGACUUGAUGCCCAAGCACGCGUGCGCCGAGUACAAGGCCGCGUUCGGCAAGCUGCAAGCUGCGGACAUCUUCGUGCCGCACCGCAUCCCGCAGCUGGACCACGUGAGCAACUUCCUGCGCACGCACACCGGGUUCACGCUGCGCCCCGCCGCCGGCCUGCUCACCGCGCGCGACUUCCUGGCCUCCCUCGCCUUCCGCGUCUUCCAGUCCACGCAGUACGUGCGCCACGCCAACUCGCCCUUCCACACCCCUGAACCUGAUUGCAUCCAUGAACUUCUUGGACACAUUCCACUUUUGGCUGAUCCUAGUUUUGCUCAGUUCUCACAAGAAAUCGGUCUGGCUUCACUCGGCGCUUCAGACGCUGAAAUCGAAAAAUUAUCCACUGUAUACUGGUUCACUGUCGAGUUCGGUCUCUGCAAAGAGAACCAACAGCUGAAAGCAUACGGUGCGGCGCUCCUCUCGUCCAUCGGCGAGCUCCUCCACGCCCUCAGCGACAAGCCCGAGCUGCGACCCUUCGAGCCUGCCUCUACCUCUAUCCAGCCCUACCAAGACCAGGAGUACCAGCCCAUUUACUACGUCGCUGAAAGUUUCGAAGAUGCCAAAGAAAAAUUCAGACGCUGGGUGUCAGGCAUGUCCCGGCCGUUCGAGGUCCGCUUCAACCCGCACACGGAGCGCGUGGAAGUGCUGGACUCGGUGGACAAGCUGGAGACGCUCAUCUGGCAGCUCAACACCGAGAUGCUACACCUCACCAACGCCGUCAAGAAGCUGAAGAGCUCGCAGUUCGAGUGAACCGACGAAUCCAUGAUCAGUGCCCGCGGCUGCGCCGUCUUCUGUAUAGCUAGUGAUAUUAUAGGUAUAAGACUGCCCUCCAGUGUGGAGCGUGUGUGCGCGUGUGAUAACCAUCGGAUGGUAUUUCGUUGACUUCCUUUUUGUAUGUACCUUAUUUUAUUAUUUAUUUUGCCGAGCUCAUUGCCCGGGCCUCGGAAAGUGCACAGAGCUCCCGAUUGCCCAUUUACGGAGGCUGUGCGCGUUCCCGAGUCCUAAACUAUUAUUAGAAUUAAGGCGUAAUUUAAAGAAAGAACACAAAGAAAUAAAAAAAUGGAGCACCCAAACUGAUAAAAACGAACAGAAAAUAAACGUGUUUGAGCACAA
This is a messenger RNA of Leguminivora glycinivorella, 2232 nucleotides long. It is a transcript of the gene ple, whose product is annotated as tyrosine 3-monooxygenase. Lineage: Eukaryota; Metazoa; Arthropoda; Insecta; Lepidoptera; Tortricidae. Gene Ontology annotation, molecular function: iron ion binding; tyrosine 3-monooxygenase activity. The record is from RefSeq and is a predicted model, not a curated record. Gene Ontology annotation, biological process: dopamine biosynthetic process from tyrosine. The coding region runs from base 187 to 1869 and encodes 560 amino acids. The transcript is spliced from 8 exons. Gene Ontology annotation, cellular component: cytoplasm; axon; perikaryon.